Messenger RNA from Balaenoptera ricei (Rice's whale), 2881 nucleotides. It is a transcript of the gene CPSF2, whose product is annotated as cleavage and polyadenylation specific factor 2. The transcript has 16 exons. The record is from RefSeq and is a predicted model, not a curated record. Gene Ontology annotation, biological process: mRNA 3'-end processing by stem-loop binding and cleavage. Gene Ontology annotation, molecular function: RNA binding. NCBI's taxonomy places the organism in Eukaryota, Metazoa, Chordata, Mammalia, Artiodactyla, Balaenopteridae. Gene Ontology annotation, cellular component: mRNA cleavage and polyadenylation specificity factor complex. The coding region runs from base 219 to 2567 and encodes 782 amino acids.
AUGCACGAUCGUUAUUGAGAGAGCAAGUAACUGAUAGAUAAUUAAGGUGAAAUGGUAUCCGUCAGAAAUCACUGCCCGGAAGGAAUUUAUGAUACGGUGAAGGUUCAUUCCUUUCAGUACACAUAUUUUAAAGAACUCUUUCUUUGAAUUCAUGGUGUUUCAUCCUAUAUACAACUGAGAUACCAAACCUUUUGGAUUGUUGUUAUUGGACCGAAAAAAUGACGUCUAUUAUCAAAUUAACUACCCUUUCUGGGGUCCAGGAAGAGUCUGCUCUUUGCUAUCUUCUCCAAGUCGAUGAGUUUAGAUUUUUACUGGACUGCGGCUGGGAUGAGCACUUUUCUAUGGAUAUCAUAGAUUCCCUGAGGAAGCAUGUUCACCAGAUUGAUGCAGUACUGUUGUCUCACCCCGAUCCUCUCCAUCUUGGCGCCCUUCCGUAUGCUGUCGGAAAGUUGGGUCUGAACUGUGCUAUCUAUGCAACCAUUCCUGUUUAUAAAAUGGGGCAGAUGUUCAUGUAUGAUCUUUAUCAGUCCCGACACAAUACAGAAGAUUUUACACUCUUUACACUAGAUGAUGUGGAUGCAGCCUUUGAUAAAAUACAGCAGUUAAAAUUCUCUCAGAUUGUGAAUUUGAAAGGUAAAGGACAUGGCUUGUCUAUCACACCUCUGCCAGCUGGUCAUAUGAUAGGUGGAACAAUAUGGAAAAUAGUCAAAGAUGGAGAAGAAGAAAUUGUUUAUGCAGUUGACUUCAACCACAAGAGGGAGAUCCACUUAAAUGGAUGUUCCCUGGAAAUGCUAAGCAGACCCUCUCUACUUAUCACAGAUUCAUUUAAUGCUACGUAUGUGCAGCCCAGGAGAAAACAAAGAGACGAGCAACUUCUGACAAAUGUCCUGGAAACACUUCGAGGUGAUGGAAAUGUGUUAAUAGCAGUGGACACUGCAGGCAGAGUUUUGGAACUUGCUCAACUCCUUGAUCAAAUUUGGAGAACUAAAGAUGCAGGAUUGGGUGUUUACUCAUUGGCACUCCUAAAUAAUGUCAGUUAUAAUGUGGUGGAGUUUUCUAAGUCCCAGGUAGAAUGGAUGAGUGAUAAAUUGAUGAGAUGUUUUGAAGACAAAAGAAAUAAUCCAUUUCAGUUUCGUCAUCUCUCUCUGUGUCAUGGUCUUUCUGACUUGGCUCGAGUACCUAGCCCUAAAGUGGUACUUGCCAGCCAGCCCGACCUGGAAUGUGGAUUUUCAAGGGAUCUCUUUAUUCAGUGGUGCCAGGACCCUAAAAACUCGAUCAUUCUAACUUACAGAACUACUCCUGGGACUUUAGCACGUUUCCUAAUUGAUAAUCCUUCUGAAAAAAUUACAGAAAUAGAGUUGAGGAAACGUGUGAAACUUGAAGGGAAAGAACUUGAAGAAUACUUGGAAAAAGAGAAACUAAAGAAGGAAGCUGCUAAAAAACUUGAACAGUCAAAAGAGGCAGACAUAGAUUCCAGUGAUGAGAGUGACGUUGAGGAAGAUAUUGACCAGCCAUCAGCUCAUAAGACUAAGCAUGACCUGAUGAUGAAAGGUGAAGGUAGUCGUAAAGGAAGUUUCUUCAAGCAGGCUAAAAAGUCUUAUCCUAUGUUUCCUGCCCCAGAAGAAAGAAUUAAAUGGGAUGAAUAUGGAGAAAUUAUCAAACCAGAGGAUUUCUUAGUGCCAGAACUUCAAGCUACUGAAGAAGAAAAAAGCAAAUUAGAGUCUGGCCUGACAAAUGGAGAUGAACCCAUGGAUCAGGAUUUAUCUGAUGUUCCUACUAAGUGUAUUUCUACAACAGAAUCUAUAGAAAUAAAAGCCAGGGUUACUUACAUAGACUAUGAAGGACGCUCUGAUGGGGAUUCCAUUAAGAAAAUCAUCAACCAGAUGAAACCACGGCAGCUGGUCAUUGUCCACGGACCGCCAGAGGCCAGUCAGGACCUCGCGGAGUGCUGCCGUGGGUUUGGUGGGAAAGAUAUUAAAGUGUACAUGCCAAAGCUACAUGAAACAGUCGAUGCCACUAGUGAGACUCAUAUCUACCAGGUGAGAUUAAAAGAUUCACUUGUCAGCUCCCUUCAGUUUUGUAAGGCAAAAGAUGCUGAAUUAGCUUGGAUAGAUGGUGUCUUAGACAUGAGAGUUUCCAAAGUGGACACAGGAGUUAUUUUAGAAGAAGGAGAACUAAAGGAUGACGGAGAAGACUCAGAAAUGCAAGUGGAUGCUCCUUCAGAUUCUAGCGUUAUAGCACAGCAGAAGGCCAUGAAAAGUCUGUUUGGAGACGAUGAGAAAGAAACAGGUGAAGAAAGUGAGAUCAUUCCUACUUUGGAACCCUUACCACCUCAUGAGGUUCCUGGACAUCAGUCAGUUUUUAUGAAUGAACCAAGACUGUCGGACUUCAAACAAGUUCUUUUAAGGGAGGGGAUCCAAGCUGAGUUCGUAGGAGGUGUACUCGUUUGCAACAAUCAAGUAGCAGUCCGUAGAACGGAAACUGGACGCAUUGGAUUAGAAGGCUGCCUUUGUCAAGAUUUUUAUAGGAUAAGAGACCUUUUAUAUGAACAGUAUGCCAUUGUGUAAAGGACAUGAUGUCAAGAAGUAUCUGUUUGACCUUUCUAAGAAAAAAGGAUUCUUACUCUAAGCUUUUGCUUUUUCGUUUUGUAACAUACAAAAGGAAUCUGCCAGAAAAACUUAACAUGCAUUAGAUUUUUAAAAAUGUAAAUAGAAACCAUAUUGCUAAUGCUCAAAUGAGCAUGCUACCUUUUGGCUUUCAGAGUGAUAGAGAUCCUUACAAGUGUGCAGGCCCUGGAGUUGAAGGUGACUGGCUUCCUUUAGAGACCCCUUAUUCUAGAAGGGCUUGUUACUUGAAUAAAACAAUGCAACUUGGCAAACCA